Molecule: messenger RNA, 1228 nt
Organism: Symbiodinium pilosum
Lineage: Eukaryota; Dinophyceae; Suessiales; Symbiodiniaceae
Source: the annotation of a GenBank genome assembly
GUUCUGCCCUGACCCGGAGACGUGCAAGCAGAACUGCGCGGUUGAAGGGGUAGACGCCAAGGGCUACAAGAAGAACUAUGGCGUCCGUCAGAUGUUUGGCAAGAGCGACGAUGAUGACGACGACGAUGAUGAUGAUGACGAUGAGGAGGAUGAUGAUUCCGAUGCCGAUGCGAAGGAUGCUGACGGCGAGCCCAUCGGCGUGAAGCUCGACUUCUCGACAGAGGGCGGCAACGUCGGCUCCCGGCUCUACAUCAGGGAUACGGAGCAUUCCUACAAGAUGUUCAAGCUUCUGAACCGGGAGUUCACCCUCGAUGUCAAUAUGAAGAAGCUGGGCUGCGGAACCAACGGGGCAGUCUACUUCAUUGAGAUGGACCCCUUUGGCGGCAUGGGCCGCGACGGCAACGCAGCGGGCGCCAAGUUCGGAACAGGUUACUGUGAUGCGCAGUGCCCGCAUGAGAAGUUCGAGACCAACACCUCCAUGGGCAUUUGCUGUGUGGAGAUGGACAUCUGGGAGGCCAACAAGAGAGCUACCGCCUAUACGCCGCACCCAUGCAGCACAGUGGGACCGGAGAGGUGCUAUGGCAACAUUGAGUGCGGCUAUGGGGAGAAUGGGGAGCGCUGGAAGGGCCUUUGUGACAAGGAUGGCUGCGACCUCAACACCUACCGCAUGGGCGCCACGGACUUCUACGGUCCCGGAAAGGGCUAUGAGGUGGACUCCAAGAAGCCAAUGACCGUGGUCACUCAGUUUCUCACUGACGAUGGCACGGACACUGGGAAGCUGGUGGAGAUCCGCCGUCUUUACGUGCAGAAUGGCAAGCUCAUCGGCAACGCCGAGUCCACGAUUCCAGGUGUGAAUGGCAGCGCCAUCACCGACAGCUUCUGCAACGCUCAGAAGAUUGCUUUCGAGGACUAUGACCACCACCAGGAGAAGGGUGGGCUUGCUUCCAUGGGAGAGGCACUGGCCAGGGGGCUGGUUCUCUCCGUGUCGGUCUGGGAUGACUAUUCCACCCACAUGGCAUGGCUCGAUGCCCGGUUCCCGCCUGCGGAGGACCCUGCCGAACGCCUUGGUGUUAUUCGCGGCCCAUGCAACGCCAGUGAUGACGGCCCUGCAGAGGUGCGACCCAAGCACAAGAAGGCGUGGGUGAAAUACUACAACUUCCGGUACGGAGAGAUCGGAUCUACUUACCAAGACAAGGUGGAUCGACGGCUCGAGGCCGUGCACGUAUAG